Molecule: messenger RNA, 284 nt
Organism: Sinocyclocheilus grahami
Lineage: Eukaryota; Metazoa; Chordata; Actinopteri; Cypriniformes; Cyprinidae
Product: protein FAM83A-like
Exons: 2
Biological process (GO): epidermal growth factor receptor signaling pathway
Molecular function (GO): protein kinase binding
Source: RefSeq, a predicted model, not a curated record
GCGAUAGUUAUGGACACAUUCAGCGAUGUGGAGAUUUUCUGUGACAUACUGGAGGUGACAAAGCGCAAUGUGUCUGUCCAUCUCCUUCUGGACCACGCCAAUUUACAGCUGUUCCAGGACAUGUGUGAAAAUGUAAAAAUCAACAAGUCUCAUCUUACUAGAAUGUCCAUUCGUAGCGUUCAAGGUCAAAUAUACUGUGCCAAGUCGGGCAGAAAAUUCACUCGACAGAUGAAAGAGAAAUUCAUCAUUGUGGACUGCAAAAAAGUGCUGGUUGGCUCAUACAG